This is a messenger RNA of Pyrus x bretschneideri (Chinese white pear), 4458 nucleotides long. Its product is annotated as putative disease resistance RPP13-like protein 1. Gene Ontology annotation, molecular function: ADP binding. The coding region runs from base 181 to 2919 and encodes 912 amino acids. The transcript is spliced from 3 exons. NCBI's taxonomy places the organism in Eukaryota, Viridiplantae, Streptophyta, Magnoliopsida, Rosales, Rosaceae. The record is from RefSeq and is a predicted model, not a curated record. Gene Ontology annotation, biological process: defense response to other organism.
GUAUAGAUGGAUUGAGAAAGGAUUUUAACCUUAUAAGAACGAGUGGUUCUUAUGUGUUGUAAAGUUGUAAUGCGCUUUUAUUUUUACAGAAGUCAUCACCUUUGAAGUCUACUCGGUGAAGACCAGAUUCUUUCUGAGUCUUUGAUCAGUUGCUGUACAUUCUCCCGAUCGAUCUUGAUCAUGGCUUUGGCGGUGGUAGGUGGAGCCGUUCUCUCCGGUUUCUUCCAGCAAGUGUUUGUGAAGUUGGACUCUCAGGAGAUCAAGGACUUCAUCAGCGGAAAGAAACGGACCGGUGAGUUGCUGAACAAGUUGGAGACGACGUUGAUCUAUGUUCAUGCUGUUUUCGAUGACGCUGAGGAGAAGCAAAUAAGCAACUUAGCUGUAAGGCAGUGGCUGACUAAGCUCGAAGAGAUAGUCCUUGAUGCAGAGGACCUGUUGGACGAGAUCAAGACAGAAGCGUUAAGCCGGAAAAUGGAAGCUGAGUUCGGAAGUAGCACUAGCAGGAACAAGGUACAAGGUCUUAUCUCUGCUUCAGUUCGUGCCUUCGACGAGACAACUAUAGACUCCAAGAUAGAGAAAAUUCUUGAGAGGCUAGGCUUCGUGGCAAAACAAAAAGAUGCCUUUCAUUUGAAAGCAGGUUGCAAGCACAGAAUCUCACAAACGCUGCCUUCAACUUCCUUGGUUGAAGGCUCUGAUGUGUACGGAAGAGAUAAAGACAAGGAAACCAUCAUUAAGUUGUUGCUAUCAAAUGAUGUUACUGGCAGUAAGAUAGGAGUCGUUCCUGUUUUCGGCAUGGGUGGGAUCGGAAAGACCACCCUUGCUCAGCUCGUUUUCAACGACGAUGCAGUGAAGGGGCAUUUUAACCUGAGAGCAUGGGUUUGUGUUUCUGAGGUAUUUGAUGUUGUUAAAAUAACACAAACAUUGUACGGGUCAGUUACUUCACAAAAUUGUGAUAUGACAGACCUCAAUAUGCUCCAAGUUAAACUCAAGGAGGUUUUGACAAGGAAGAAGUUUCUUUUUGUUCUUGACGAUGUUUGGAAUGAGAAUUACAAUGAUUGGGAUGUUUUAAGGCGUCCAUUUGAGUCUGGAGUUCGCGGAAGUAAGAUCAUUGUCACUACACGCAACAAAGGUGUUGCCUCUAUGAUGGGUACUCGUCCAACCCACCAUCUAAUGCAAAUGCUUGAGGAAGAUUGUUGGUUGGUGUUUGCAAAACAUGCCUUUGAGAAUGAAAGUGGUUUUGUAGAUCCAAAUCAAGAAGUAAUUGGGAGACAAAUUGUUAGCAAGUGUAAAGGCCUUCCUUUAGCUGCAAAAUCGCUUGGGGGCCUCUUACGCUCUGAAUCAAAUUUGGAAGAAUGGAAAAAUAUAUUACAAAGUGACAUAUGGGAGUUGUCAGAUACGAAGAGUGGCAUUCUACCGGCUUUAUGGCUAAGCUACCAAUACUUGUCUCCACAUCUCAAGCGUUGUUUUGGCUAUUGUUCGAUAUUUCCCAAAGAUUAUAAAUUUCGCAAGUCGGAACUAGUUUUGUUGUGGAUGGCCGAAGAUCUUUUACAGCCCAACAGGAUGAAAAUGAUGGAAGAAGUUGGAGAGAAAUACUUUGAUGAUCUAGUUUCAAGGUCAUUCUUUCAAUAUUCCUCGUACAACUCUUUCAUCAUGCAUGAUCUAAUAAGUGAUUUAGCGAAAUUUGUAUCUGGAAAGUUUUGCAUUAGGUUGGAGGAUAUUUGCUCACUGGACGAUGUGACCAAGGCUCGCCAUUUCUCUUAUUUGGAAUCAUACGAUGUCGAUUUCCAGAGAUUUGAUACUUUAUAUGAAGCUAAGUACUUGCGCACCUUCCUUGUAGGGUAUUCAUUGCCCACAGUACGAUGUGAUCUACUUCUAAAACUGCAAUGCUUAAGAGUGCUAAAAUUACAAGGGCACCAUAUGAAGGAGUUGCCUGAUUCGGUUAGCAACUUGAAACAUCUACGAUACUUGAAUCUGUGUUGGACUUCAAUCAAAAAAUUACCUGAUAAAAUAGGUAGUUUGUGUAAUUUACAAACACUAUUGUUGUCAGAGUGUAAAGAUCUUGCUGAAUUACCAGCUACUUUGAGUAGACUUAUCAACUUGCGUCACCUUGAUAUCACGGGAACGAAGAUAAAAAGUAUGCCCCUCCACAUGGGUAAACUGAAAGAUCUUCAAACAUUAGGAGGUGAAUUUGCUUUAGACAAACGUACUGGGAGGAAUAUCGUAGAGUUAAAGGGGUUUCAGCAAUUGCGUGGAACGCUUCAUAUUUCAGGGCUUCACAAUAUUGUCCAUGCCAAGGAUGCUUUGGAGGCCAAAAUGGACGAUAAGAAGCAUCUCAGUGAAGUAUUUUUGAAAUGGGAUGGUUGCGGUGACGAUUCUCAAAAAGAUAAUGCAGUGCUGCGCAACCUGCAACCCCAUACAAACCUAGAAGUACUGACAAUAGAAAGAUAUGGAGGUACAACAUUUCCAAGUUGGUUAGGCGAUGACUCUUUCAGUAAUCUUGUUAGUCUCCGGCUUGAGGAUUGUCGAUAUUGCUUUUCAAUGCCGCCAUUGGGGCAGCUACCCUUCCUUAGAAGGCUUGAAAUUGAGGGGUUAAAUGGAGUGGAAUUGAUUGGUUCUGAGUUUUAUGGAGAAACUAAGCCUGCAUUUAGAUCUCUGGAAUAUUUGAGAUUCCAAUGGAUGCAGGAGUGGCAAGAGUGGUCUUUUGCUGGACGUAUAGGAGGCGAAGGAGGAGAUUUUCCUAAUCUUCGUGAGCUGAGUGUGAAGUUCUGUCCCAAACUUACCGGGAAGUUACAGUUGGACUGCUUCCCAAGACUUGAACUGCUGACAUUGUGGAGUGUUAAUAUUGAGUCCCUUGCUUCUUGCAAGAAUGUGAUGAAUGCCAUAUUGAGCUCCCAUGUCUCCGUGAAUUGCAAACAAUGAAUUGCCGAAAUCUAAUAGGUUUUGUGGGUGGUGGAGUGCUGCUUGCGCCCAAGUUGACGGUGCUAUCUAUGUUCGGGUGUAAGAACUUGUGGUCACUGCCAGAAGAGAUGCACAUCUCCCUGCCAUCUGUUCGGUUUAUAUACAUAGAAAAUUGUGAGGAGUUUGAAGGGUUUCCCCGAGAAUCUGAACUGCUAUCGCUUCGCCAGCUGAGAAUAUCUGAAUGCCCAUAUUUUCUGGGUUUUCGCAGUGGAGGAAGGCUGAUGAUGCCCAAAUUGACAAGUUUGAAAUUCUGUAGAUGUGAGAAACUGAGGACACUGCCAGAAGAGAUGCUCAUCUCCUCUCCUAUGUCUUCAGUCUCUGUCUAUGCAAGAAUGUAAAGAAUUUAAAUCAUUUCCGGAAGAAUGUAACCUCCCAUCCCUUGAAAAUUUGAAGAUAUUGGACUGCCCAAAUUUUGUGGGUUUUCCCCAUGGAGGGUUGCAUGUGCCCAACUUGACGAAGAUAGAUAUGCGUGAAUGUGAGAAGUUGAGCUCACUCCCAGCAGAUAUGCACUCCCUUGUCCCGUCUCUUGAGUUUCUGUCCAUAUCUUAUUGUCCAGAGUUGGAAUCAUUUCCGGAAGGGGGACUGCCGGCUAAGUUGGAGUUGCUCAAAAUCGGAGGUUGUAAAAAACUCAUCGCAAACCGUAUGCAAUGGGGUCUACAAAGACUCACCUCUCUCAGACGCUUAGGGGUCGGCUUCUUUGAAUGUGAAGACGUAGUAGAAUCAUUUCCGGAGGAGGGGCUGCUGCCCGCCACUCUCACUUCUCUCUGAGUCUCUGGAAUUCUCAACCUGAAGGUGAUCGAUGGCAAUGAGUUAAGACACCUGAUCUCUCUCGAGAAGCUUAGGAUUUUCUUUUGCCCUCAACUCCAGAGGUUGCCGGAUGAAGGGCUACCCACUUCUCUUUCUCUUCUAGAAAUCUGGGACUGUAAUUUGCUAACACCACGGUGCCAGAGAGAGACGGGAGAAGACUGGCCCAAGAUUGCUCACAUUCCCAACAUAAUGAUCGACCAGAAAAAGAUAUGAUCGGAAAAGGUUAAACUCUGAUAUAUAUCAAAGAUUGUCCGGAAUCAUUUCUAGAAGGGGAAUUGCUGUCAAAAUUAGAAAGCCUUCCAUCCGCUCUUGCAGCAUGCCGCAAACUUGUCAUAAUGUGAAGAAGAAACUGUAGAAUCAUUUCCGAAGGAGGGGCUGCCCACCACGCACACUACUCUCAAAUUCCUUUGCUAAGAAUCGACAGUGUCUUCUCCAACAAAGCGAUGCCAAAGAGAGACGGGAAGAUUGGCCCAAGAUAGCCUCAUUCUUGCAAUGGUUUCUCGUGUUUUCUUAAUCGUGUCCAACCUGAAGGAUCUCCAACUUCACGGCAGUUAAAAAUUGGGAAACUGAAAUUGCUAUGCCAUGUUGAGUGGACAUCAGUCUCAAAAGCCUGUUGAGGCAUGCUCUCCGGUUUGAAGUAAAAUUCAUUGCACCCUACCACCGGACAAGUAUUGGACGGGGUCUUCUACCGCU